Molecule: messenger RNA, 564 nt
Organism: Aureococcus anophagefferens
Lineage: Eukaryota; Pelagophyceae; Pelagomonadales; Pelagomonadaceae
Product: expressed protein
Exons: 1
Coding region: 1-564 (187 amino acids)
Biological process (GO): translation
Cellular component (GO): ribosome
Molecular function (GO): structural constituent of ribosome
Source: RefSeq, a predicted model, not a curated record
AUGGCGCGCCACCUCCUCCUCCUGCUGGCCGCCUCCGCGGUGGCCCUGCUCGCGCCGGCGCCCCCGGUCGCCCGCGGCCCGUCGCCGCUGUCCAUGGGGAAGACGGUGGGCGCGUCGAGCCGCGCCUUCACGAAGACGGGCCCGCGCAAGCCCCAGUCGCCGCGGCCGGAGCAGUACCCCGACGAGUCGAAGCUCGCCAAGGUGCUGACGACGCAGCGCAACGAGAAGUACGACCCCGAGUACGCGGACGACAUCACGACGGCGAAGCGGCGCCUCUUCGAGCUCCGCAUGCGCAAGUCGCAGCGCCUGCCCUUCAAAUCCUCCGAGUUCCGCGAGCUCCGCAAGUUCGUCGCGCGCCUCAAGACGCAGCAGCGCCAGGACGAGCUCCGCGCCCAGGGCGUCGACCUGAAAAAGAAGCAGCCGCGGACGCGGCGCGAGAGGCAACGAGCGCGCGAGAAGCGCGAGCGCCAGGACACGGCCCGCGCGGAGAACCGCGCGCGCCUCAUGGCGCGGAGCGAGGAGCAGGAGGCGGCCAAGAAGGCCGCGGCGCAGCUCGAGCUCUGA